Saccharomyces kudriavzevii IFO 1802 is the source of this 1503-nucleotide messenger RNA. It is a transcript of the gene SMI1, whose product is annotated as Smi1p. The record is from RefSeq and is a predicted model, not a curated record. The coding region runs from base 1 to 1503 and encodes 500 amino acids. Lineage: Eukaryota; Fungi; Ascomycota; Saccharomycetes; Saccharomycetales; Saccharomycetaceae. The transcript has a single exon. Gene Ontology annotation, biological process: regulation of fungal-type cell wall biogenesis; cell wall biogenesis. Gene Ontology annotation, cellular component: mating projection tip.
AUGGACUUAUUCAAAAAAAAAGUAAAAGAAUGGGUGUACUCCCUCAGUACUAACGACCAUUAUGCAGAGUAUAACCCCGAUGAAACGCCUACCUUUAACAUGGGUAAACGUUUGAAUAGUAACAAUGGACAGGUAAACCCCUCUCAAAUGCAUUUGAAUAGUGGAGAUGAAGAAAUGAGCAUGGGAUUCCAUAACGGUGUACCAUCUAAUGACGAUAUAAACAUUGAUGAAUUCAACUCCAUGGAUUCGAAUGAUGGUGUUUCUGAAACCCUCUUGGCUUGGAGACACAUCGAUUUUUGGACCAGUGAACAUAAUCCAGAUUUAAACGCAACUUUAAGCGACCCUUGCACCCAAAACGAUAUAACUCACGCAGAGGAGGAUUUGGAAAUUAGCUUCCCCAACCCGUUAAAGGCUUCCUUCAAAAUCCAUGACGGACAAGAGGAUUUAGAUUCGAUGACGGGUACUUCGGGUCUCUUCUAUGGCUUCCAACUAAUGACUUUGGACCAGGUUGUGGCUAUGACUCAAACCUGGAGAAACGUCGCAAAGAACCUGAACAAAAGAUCCCAAAAGAGCUUAUCGCAUGUUGCAUCCACCGGCUCCUCUUCAUCCAUGGAAAGACCAAAUGCUAACAAGUUCAAGUUACCAAAUAUCCCGGAACAAAAAUCUAUCCCUCCAAAUGCUAUACAACCAGUAUACGCACAUCCCGCUUGGAUUCCAGUAAUAACGGAUAAUGCUGGUAACCAUAUCGGUGUAGACUUGGCACCCGGUCCUAACGGUAAAAAUGCACAAAUCAUAAUAUUUGGCAGAGACUUUGAUACGAAAUUUGUUAUUGCUGACAAUUGGGGCGAGUACCUAUUAUCGUUUGCCAACGAUUUGGAGGCUGGGAAUUGGUAUUUGGUAGAUGACAACGAUGACUAUUUGAGUGGUGACGGUGAACUAGUCUUCAGAGAUAAAAAGUCCAAGGGGCCUAUACAAGAUUAUUUUGAAGUUUUGAAAAGAAGAGCGUGGGUUAAAUAUCAAGAAAAUUUGAAAUUACAACAAAAGCCUCAGCCUGAGCCACCUCUACAACAACAGAAAUACGUCCCUGUUGUGCAACAGGAUGCGGUAGCAACAGCAACAAAUGAACAGCCUGCCACUCUUAUUGAAGAAUCCGUAAAAGGUGGCGAUACUGAUAGUGCAGAUGCAAAAUCCGUUCAGGACCACGAGUCUGUGAAGGUUGUUAAAAACGAAUCUGAGAACGCUGAAGUGGAAGCCAAACCUACAAAAAUAGAAAGUCCUGAUCGAGUUGAGGAAGAAAGCAAAUCUGAAGAUGCAGAGGCUAAACAGGAAAAAGAGCAAGACGGUGAAAAUGAACAUUCUACUGAAUCGAAGAAUAAUGAUGAUGAUGGUGAUGAUGUGAAUAACGAAACAGUAGAAGUAACUAACGAAGAGGUGAAAGCGGUAAGGGGUGAUACUGCUAAGGUCAACGAAACGAGAGAGGAAUUUGAAAAUAUAGCCUUAUGA